UCAGCCUGUUGUUGUUCGACUCUUUAAACUGGUAAUACGAGUUUCAUAGGUUGGUUUGUUCCGCGCCAAUUGUUUGUUCGUGCAUUCAAGUGCACAACCCUAAAACUUAUUUCCUCCUGAGAUUUUACAUCUUUCUGAUGUAACUUAUGACCAACCAACUCCUUAUAUGCUCACUGGGUUCUAGUGCGUUACUAAAAAAAAGUUAAUUCAUACGGUAUGAUGUGAAUCGCAACCGUGUCGCGGGAAAGACCUGUGUCUUGUCAGUUUUUGAGGACCAUAUGUAUAUUAUCUUUGUCCUUUAAUCAUAUAACAAUCCAAUAAUAGGGGGUUAGUAUUUUAUUUUUCUGUCAAAUUGAAAGAUUGAUUAGUAAAAGAAAAAGUAAAUAAAAAGAUGAUUCAUAACUAGAUCUUCCCAAGUUUCCAACGGAUUGCCGCGUCAACCACUUCCUAAGCCUUACUGCCUUACUCUCUCUUUCUCUCUCUCUCUCUCUCUCUCUCUCUCUAUAUAUAUAUAUAUAUAUGCACAUAGCUCUUAAGGCUCUUUUCUGGUAGAACCCGAAGCGUGUUGCUCGCGCGCGUAGAUGGCGGCCACUCCGAGCAAAUGCUUGCUUGUCACUGGCGCUUCCGGAGUAGGAAAGACCACUCUGGUGAUGCGAGUGCUCGAGAGGCUACGAGUCUCUCACCCCAGCCUCAACAUCUGUGGCUUCUAUACUCGGGAGAUUAGAGAAGGCUUUGAUAGGGUGGGAUUUGAAGUUGUCACCCUCGAUGGUAGGCAAGGGCCACUCGCUUCCACCAAGGUUUCCAGCCAGGAAGCUCUCAGAUGGCCUAGUGUAGGGAAAUACAAAGUGGAUGUAGCCUCAUUUGAGUCACUGGCGUUGCCGGAGUUACAGGUUAAACAAGGUACAGAUCUUUUCAUUAUCGAUGAAGUGGGGAAAAUGGAGUUAUACAGUCCAUUAUUUUUCCAGGCUGUUCUGAAUGUCCUGGAGUCCAACAUUCCAAUAUUAGCCUCCAUACCCAUACCGAAGUUUGGACGCGAUAUUCCUGGAGUUGCCAGGCUAAGAAAUCAUCCAGGAGCUUCAGUAUUCACUCUAAACACUGGAAACAGAGAUGCAAUGAGGGAAAAUAUAUAUACCCAGCUGGUAAACUUGCUGCCCAAAUUACCACGAAUUGAGUUCACUAAAUUAUUUUUCUUCUUGGAUCUCACUAAACCCAAACAGCUCGGUCACAGUUUAAGGCAUGCUAAAGUUCACCGCGUGCACAAGAUACCGCGCGGCAACGAACAAAGAGAAGUAGCGAAUUCCAGUGCACGUCUCACUAAAGCGCGCCAAAUGGAAGCUCGACGUGCUGAAAACCUACUAAAAGCUCCUCCUUUUCACCAUUUCCACACUCCUUGUUUUGGUGGGGGGAGCUGUGCCAUUGCUGUUGAAUUUGAGAAUGGUGAUGAUUUAUCUUAUUGUGCAAUUCUUGUCUUUGGAGAAGCAGUUCCAAAAUCUAUGGCAGGCAUAUUACAAUUUUUGGACUUCAAUCAUGCAAGCACUUCCAGGAAGUUAUUUGUGCACAAAAAACACAAUGAUGGUCUUGAAGCUCCUAGGAAUAGUUUGGAGUUUCCCAUGGAGGCAUCUCAGAGUUAUCAAAUCAUUCAUGAAGAUGUUCCGUACUCUUGUCAGGUGAAGCAGCCAUCCGCCUCCAAGAUGAGCCCUUGUCCAAAUACAGCUCCUAUGAAAAAGUUAAUUGAUGACGAGAUGUCAAACAAAACAAAGGCAAAAAACAACACUCCCAGUGUUGUUGCCCGAUUGAUGGGCAUGGACGCAUUGCCAUCAGAGACUACGAGUCUACCUUUUGUAGAAUCAGACAGUGUGCAACCGAGAAACAUGAUGACAAAGACUGAAUCGUCUAAGGUUUCAUCAAAUCAUCACACUUCUAUCAGCUCAACAUCUUGCCAGCAAAAUAAGAGAGAGUGUGUUCCUUUUGAUACCAAGCCAGAGGCUAGCCAAUUAUCAACCCAGGACUCAAGGAUGACAAAACCAUGGUCAUGUGAACAUCCCCAAGAAGAGCUACUUCAGAAAUUUAAGAAGGAUUUUGAGGCAUGGCAAGCAUCUAAGUCACAAGAGCGUUCUCGCAUCCUUGAUCUGGACAAUAAUCGUCAAAGUAAGGAGAAUGUAAUUAUUGCACAAGAAAAUCUCGCAAGAGAAAAAGUAGCCAUAUACAUCGGUGCUAAGAAAUCUUCUGUGGAUGAGAUAUCCAUCGAUCAUUUGUCAAUGAAUAGAUCCAAAUUUCAUGUACGCCAAGGUUCUGGAUAUUAUCAUGAGGCACAUGCAGUUAAACCACUUCGAUCGAAUAUGAAGGAUGACCAGCAGUUCCGGAGCAGGAGAAAAACUUAUAGUGUUGAACACUUUCCUUUGUCCAAAUUUGAAGAGAAAUGGGACAGAACUUCUUCUCCUACAAGGAUAGUGGUUUUGAGACCCACUUCUGAGAGUGAUGAAAUUGAAGAGUCUUGGUUUGGUGCAUCAAGGAUGACAGAAAAGGAGGACAGUAUGGAGGACUUUCUUCAAGAGGUAAGGGAAAGGCUCAGGCAAGAAAUUCAAGGAAAGGUGAGGAGCACCAGUACUGCCAGAGGAAAUCCCACCAAGAUUUCCUUCAAUGAGAGGCCAAUGGACACAAAGCAUGUCGCCCGUCAUAUUGUGAAACAAAUUAGAGAGAAUGUUACUAGGGACUUGGGAACAACAUUGCAGCGAUCAGAGUCAACAAGGUCUAACAGAAGUGAAAUUCAGUUUGAUGGACCGGACUCUCCAGAAUUUAUCAAGAGAGACACACGAAGGAUCUUGUCAGAGAGACUGAAGAAUGUACUUAAAAAUGAAGUUGAUAUUCAGAAUCCAAUGAGUCGCAAAAGACAGUCAGGGACCACGCUCGCUAUGUCCGAAGGGUUGAGAACACGACAGAUGACUGAAUUCUCAAAGUCAGGGAAAAAGGAGAGCUACUGGGAAGAGAAAAAAUCUGUUGCGGAAUCAAAAACUCACUCUCACUCUUUUAGACGUGCACAGGUGAUUGACACGAGAUUUGAUAAGGAAUCAUUGUCGCCAAGGAACCUCAUCCGAUCCUUUUCUGCUCCAGUGACUGGAACAGCAUUCGGCAAACUUCUCCUAGAGGACCAGCAUAUAAUUACUGGAGCUCACAUACGCAGGAAGCAUGAAGCAUCUGAACAAAGUUCACCUGAUGUGAGGAAAAACAAGAAAGAUAGUUUCAAUCUUAAAGGCAAAGUAUCAAAUUUGAAACAGAAUCUCAGCCUUAAAGGGAAGUUGUUUGGGAAGAAAGCACAGUUGGUUGACAAAUCAGAUGCUAGUGAAUUUGAACCUUUGAAGCAUAUUAUUACUGGUCCAACGGUUGUGAUGAAUCUUGGAUUUGUGCAGGACAAUUACACUGAGGUACCACCAAGCCCGGCAUCAUUGUCUAGCAGCCCUCAUGAUGAAUUCUUUAGGCCAGGUCAUCCAAGUCCCGUGUCACCAUUGGAGGCUCCAUUUAUUGAAGACCCACAUUCAUGCCAUGCCUCUGCUGAAUUUAGCUUAGAAUUUCCUGAGCUGACAACUCUAUCAGAGCAAGCUGAGCGCAGUGGACCUGUGGAUCUUGACAUUGUAGAAAAGCUGAAUGAGGAUGAAACAUUUGAGGGAACAGCCGAGGUAGAAGACCACAUAGAAUCAUAUAUAAAAGACAUCCUUCUUGCAGCUGGACUUUACGAGGGUGAGGCCUUCAACCGAACUUUUCUAAGAUAUGAUGCACUCACAAAGCCAAUUCCUAAAUGGGUGUUUGAUGAAGUUGAGGAAACAUACGGUAAAAAUGAGAAAGACGAAACUCUCAAGUGUUGCUGUGCAGAAACUCACAUAGGUCACAAAAUGCUAUUUGAUCUUCUAAACGAGGCAUUGCCGCAGGUAUUAGCAAUCCAAAUGCCUGGUUCCUCAUUCAAGAGAUGGCUUGCUGGACCACCAACUGUGUCUAGAGGGAAAAAACUCUUAGAUUGUCUAUCACAUCAGAUUAAGAUGUUUUCGAAUUCACCGGUUGACGAAGAAUCACAGUCUCUAGAUAGCAUGAUGAUCAGGGACUUGAAGAUGACUCCCUGGUCCAGUUUAUCUCAUGAUGACAUUGACUCCAUGGGAAGAGAAAUGGAGAUGGUGAUUGUAGCUGAGUUGAUAGAUGAGUUUGUGUGUGAAAUGUUUUGUUAGUUGUGUGUUGAGAUAGAUAAUGUUUUCUUCUUCUUUCUUCCUCUUCCUUAAUCAAUGCUGCAUUGAUGCUUCCAAAUUCAAUCUCUGAAAACAAAGAUCAAAGAUGUGUGCAUGAGUGUAGAAUUAGAGUGUACAUGCUGUUCAGAAACCUUGUGAAACAUAUUUGUUAUUCAUUCGGCCUUGUAUCACAGCUCAAUAAUGGAAAGUUAUAUUUUUUUGUUUUGUUUA
Messenger RNA from Dioscorea cayenensis subsp. rotundata (Guinea yam), 4442 nucleotides. RefSeq lists its product as uncharacterized. The record is from RefSeq and is a predicted model, not a curated record. Gene Ontology annotation, molecular function: ATP hydrolysis activity. The coding region runs from base 582 to 4214 and encodes 1210 amino acids. The transcript has 13 exons. NCBI's taxonomy places the organism in Eukaryota, Viridiplantae, Streptophyta, Magnoliopsida, Dioscoreales, Dioscoreaceae.